Molecule: messenger RNA, 2308 nt
Organism: Canariomyces notabilis
Lineage: Eukaryota; Fungi; Ascomycota; Sordariomycetes; Sordariales; Chaetomiaceae
Product: ArfGap-domain-containing protein
Exons: 2
Coding region: 166-1839 (557 amino acids)
Cellular component (GO): cytoplasm
Molecular function (GO): GTPase activator activity; metal ion binding
Source: RefSeq, a predicted model, not a curated record
AGUACACGCAUUGUCUUAGGCCACCUGCCUCGAACCUCGAGUUCGGAGCGGCACACGAUCAACCUGCUGAGACCUGCCUCUUCUCUCCGAGCCUAACCCGACCCAACAUACUCUCCUGGCAAAUCGAGGAACCGCAGAACGAAAUUCAAGGAUAUAAUAGUUGUCAUGUCUCGACGUCCUCCGAACCCUGCUGCCGAGCGCGCGGCGCAGAACCAACAGACCAUCAAGAACCUUUUGAAACUGGAGCCAAACAAGGUGUGCGCGGACUGCAAGCGCAACAAACAUCCGAGAUGGGCGAGCUGGAAUCUCGGCGUCUUCAUCUGCAUCCGCUGCUCGGGCAUCCACCGCGGAAUGGGUACCCAUAUCAGCCGGGUCAAGUCUGUCGAUCUCGAUGCCUGGACCGACGAGCAACUGCAAAGCGUCCUUAACUGGGGUAACGCACGCGCUAACAAAUACUGGGAAGCGAAGCUGGCCCCAGGACAUGUCCCUUCCGAGGCCAAAAUCGAGAACUUUAUCCGCACAAAGUAUGAGCUCAAACGAUGGGUCAUGGAAGGGCCGAUGCCCGAUCCCUCGACUCUUGACGCCGAAGGGGACGACGACUUGCCGCUUAGUGUCGUCAAGGAGAAGCAGAGUGUGGAUCAGAGGGAGUCUCUUCGCAAGGCGUCAGUGGGCAAAACCGCCGCACCGCAGGCUGAUCUUAUCGGAGCCGAACCCACCCCUGCGCCAGCACCGCUCCGAGCCAGUAGCACCGGGCCGAUGGCCAUGAAGCUUCCUCCAAAGUCGGAGCCCGCUCCACCCAAGGCAACUAGCACGAAGGACUCUCUUCUUGGACUAGAUUUUUUGGGGACCGAAUCUGCCCCCCCUGCACGGCCUGCAAGCACAACUGGAACCCCUAGUGGUGGAGGCCAGUCACGCCCGGAUCUUAAGCAGUCCAUCCUCUCCCUCUAUGCGACGGCUCCUCGUCCCCAACCCCCGCCGCAACAAGUGUCCCAUACGCCAUCGGGAUCGCUCAGUGGAAUGUCGCCGCCAGUCACGAGUCAGAGACAGAACUCAGUUGGCGGACUCAAUGACGCUUUUAGCAGUCUCAGUUUCGCGAACUCGACAUCCCCAAAACCUCCUCAAAACGACGCCUUCUCUGCUCUCGGUACAUUCAAUUCCCCCCGCCCAGCAGCAGCUCAGUCAAGCAGCACUUCUACCUUUGCGGGUUUGAGUGGUGGCAGCUUCUUCGAUCCUAAGCCCCAAACAUCUGCUCACCAAGCGAAGCAAUCCAUUGGGAACUCCUCUAGCUGGGGAUCUGUUGCUUCACCACCAGCGCCCAAACCUGCUCCAGCACCUGCAUCAGCCGCAUUGGGAGACUUAUUUGACUUCUCCGCACCCUCUCAACCCAUCGCGGCUCCAGCCAAGCAACCGGUAAUGGCGUCAACUACGACGACAACUUCUACAUCUGUCUUCAAUCUUUCUGCCACUCAGCCUAAGGCGUCCUCCCUAACUGCGAGCUCCACGACAACCUCUAACCCGCUGGGCUCCAUCGGUUCGCUAGGCACGAACAACUUAUCCAAUGCAGAUGUCUGGGGUGGAAACGCAUGGGCUACUCCUGAAGCGCCCAAGCUCAGCCCAGAGCCGCCCAAACCAACUACUACAUCGAACGAUUUCGGAUGGGACUCACUCGCCAGCAAACCCAUCGUUCCCGGUGCAUCCGGGGGUUUCGCACCCAAGGUAGCCGCCGACGAGGAGUUUGGCGGCUGGACUAGCAGCACAACUCCGGCAGCGACAACCAGCACAUCUAAGUCGGCCGGAGGAUUUGGCGGCGAGGAUCUGUUCUCGAAUGUCUGGCAAUAGAACAACGGCAGAUGGUGUACUAGUUGGCCGUGAGCCGUUUCUGAAACCACAUAAAACAGGAUAACCCGUACAAAGACGAAUAUGGUCAUUUGGGAGGUGGCUUCUGAUCAUUUCAGGGGCUGUAAAGCAGGAACUGUGGUAGGUUGCGUUUGAGCUAAGGGGGAGCAAGAAACAACGCGGGGGCAAUGGCCUCGUCCGGCUUCAUGUUACCCAUAGACUGUCCAUACCAAACCAAUAAACCAUCAACAUUCAUAUUCCAGGUCUUCGGGGUGUGGGGGAACGAGGGAGGGGAGAAGGAGUAUAUAGCUGUGGCCGAGCAGUGUUAGCAGGCGGUCUUCCUAUCCAGCUAACUACGAAACCCUUUAGCUUCCCGCCAUUUUUUUCCAUGUCACAUUGGCUUGUUUCAUCAACAGAACUUCGAGAUUCGGGCAGGUUCAACCGAAUUGUACAUUAGUCUCGCUGAGACAAG